Loxodonta africana (African savanna elephant) is the source of this 7190-nucleotide messenger RNA. RefSeq names its product DNA polymerase alpha 1, catalytic subunit (gene POLA1). Gene Ontology annotation, biological process: lagging strand elongation; leading strand elongation; mitotic DNA replication initiation. The transcript is spliced from 37 exons. Gene Ontology annotation, molecular function: chromatin binding; nucleotide binding; single-stranded DNA binding. Lineage: Eukaryota; Metazoa; Chordata; Mammalia; Proboscidea; Elephantidae. The record is from RefSeq and is a predicted model, not a curated record. Gene Ontology annotation, cellular component: alpha DNA polymerase:primase complex. Bases 81 to 4484 code for a protein of 1467 amino acids.
UUGGCUUUCCGGCUGGUGCCUGUCUCGGCCCCCGCGCCAGUUUCGGGCUAGUUGGCGCGGAAUCGGGAGAGUCGGAAACCAUGGCGCCGGUGCACAGCGACGAUUGCGAGCCGGGGGCGAGCGCUGUGUCAGAUUCAGAGAGUUUUGUAAUUUCUCGAUCCCGGCGAGAAAAGAAAUCAAAGAAAGGGCGCCAAGAAGCUCUAGAGAGACUGAAAAGGGCUAAAGCGGGUGAAAAGUAUAAAUAUGAGAUUGAGGACUUCGCAAGCGUGUAUGAAGAAGUUGAUGAAGACCAGUAUUCGAAGCUAGUUCAGGCACGCCAGGAUGAUGACUGGAUUGUGGAUGACGAUGGUAUUGGCUAUGUGGAGGAUGGCCGAGAGAUUUUUGAUGAUGACCUUGCAGAUGAUGCUCUUGAUUCCAGCCAGAAAGGAAAAGAUAAUAAAGCACCGAAGAAAGACAAGAAGAAUAUAAAGAAGGCUGCAGUGACAAAACCAAAUAAUAUCAAGUCAAUGUUCAUUGCUAGUGCUGGAAAGAAAAGUGCAGAUAAAGCUGUCGACUUGUCCAAGGAUGAUCUGCUAGGUGACCUUCUGCAGGAUCUGAGCUCUGAGAAAUCUCGAAUAACUCUCCCACCUGUAAUGAUACCGAAGAAGAAAAGGUCCAUUGGAGCUUCGCUGAAUCCAUUCUCCGUGCACACCCCCAAGGCAGUCCCUUCAGGAAAAACCGUUCUCCCUGUCUCAAGGAGGGAACCUCCGUCAACUCCUGUUCAGCUUAAAUGUGCUGAAUUUACUGGAGAGACAGUGCAGGCUGCGCGUACAGGAGACGAGGACAAGUCGGGGGCAAUGGAUUUUGAAGAUGGCGACUUUGAUGAGCCCAUGGAAGCUGAGGAGGUGACUGUGGAGACUGUGACUGACAAGACAUGGAACCAAAAGAGUGAGCCAGCAAAGGAUGUGAAACUUAAGGCGGAUUCUGGGAGAGAGACCACAGCACACUUAGGCUGUUUUCUACCGGAUGUCUCUGGUUGGGGCAUAGAUCAGGGAGAUGAAAGCCGUUUCUCACCUCAGGAAGUUCAAGUGGAUUCCAGUUACCUCCCAAUGGUAAAAGGGGCAGAUGAGGAACAAGCGUUCCAGUUUUACUGGCUGGAUGCUUAUGAAGAUCCGUACAACCAACCAGGUGUGGUAUUUCUGUUUGGCAAAGUUUGGAUCGAAUCAGCCAAAACCUAUGUGAGCUGUUGUGUCAUGGUGAAAAACAUUGAGCGAACACUAUACUUCCUUCCCCGUGAACUGAAAAUUGAUCUAAAUACGGGGAAAGAAACCGGAACUCCAGUUACAAUGAAGGAUGUUUAUGACGAAUUUGAUGAGAAAAUAGCAACAAAAUAUAAAUUAAUGAAGUUCAAGUCCAAGAUAGUGGAGAAGAACUAUGCUUUUGAGAUACCUGAUGUUCCAGAAAAAUCUGAGUACUUGGAAGUUAGAUACUCGGCUGAAUCACCACAGCUUCCUCAGGAUUUGAAAGGAGAAACUUUUUCUCAUGUAUUCGGGACCAACACAUCUAGCUUGGAACUGUUCUUGAUGAACAGAAAGAUCAAAGGACCUUGUUGGCUUGAAGUAAAAAAUCCACAGCUCUUGAAUCAGCCAGUCAGUUGGUGUAAAGUUGAAACAAUGGCUUUGAAGCCGGAACUGGUGAAUGUAAUUAAAGAUGUUGCCCCUCCUCCACUUGUGGUUAUGUCUUUCAGCAUGAAGACGAUGCAGCAUGCAAAGACACAUCAGAACGAGAUUAUCGCUAUGGCAGUGUUGGUCCAUCACAGUUUUGCAUUAGAUAAAGCACCCCCACAGCCUCCCUUUCAGUCACAUUUCUGUGUUGUGUCUAAACCAAUGGACUGUAUUUUUCCACUUGCUUUCCAAGAAGUCAUUAAGAAAAAGAAUGUGAAGGUUGAGGUUGCUGCAACAGAAAGAACGCUGCUAGGGUUCUUCCUUGCAAAGGUUCACAAAAUUGAUCCUGAUGUCAUUGUGGGUCAUAAUAUUUAUGGGUUUGAUCUGCAAGUGCUCCUGCAGAGAAUUAACGUGUGCAAAGUUCCUCACUGGUCCAAGAUAGGUCGACUGAAGCGAUUCAACAUGCCAAAGCUUGGGAGCCGGAGUGGUUUUGGUGAAAGAAAUGCAACCUGUGGCCGAAUGAUCUGUGAUGUGGAAGUUUCAGCAAAGGAAUUGAUUCGUUGUAAAAGCUACCAUUUGUCUGAACUGGUCCAACAGAUUCUGAAGACGGAAAGGGUUGUAAUCCCAAUGGAAAAUGUACAAAACAUGUACAGUGAAUCUUCUCGUCUUCUGUACCUGUUGGAACACACCUGGAAAGAUGCCAGGUUCAUUUUGCAGAUCAUGUGUGAGCUAAAUGUUCUGCCAUUAGCAUUGCAGAUCACUAACAUCGCCGGGAAUGUUAUGUCCAGGACGCUGAUGGGUGGACGAUCUGAACGUAAUGAGUUCUUGUUGCUUCAUGCGUUUUAUGAAAACAACUAUAUUGUGCCUGACAAGCAGAUUUUCAGAAAGCCUCAGCAAAAACUGGGAGAUGAAGAUGAAGAAAUUGAUGGAGAUACCAGUAAAUACAAGAAAGGACGUAAGAAAGCAGCUUAUUCUGGUGGCUUGGUAUUGGAUCCCAAAGUUGGUUUUUAUGAUAAGUUCAUUUUGCUUCUGGACUUCAACAGUUUAUAUCCUUCCAUCAUUCAGGAAUUUAACAUUUGUUUUACGACAGUGCAAAGAGUUGCUUCAGAGGCACAGAAAAUUACAGAGGAUGGAGAACAAGAGCAGAUCCCUGAGCUGCCAGAUCCGAGCUUAGAAAUAGGCAUUUUGCCCAGAGAGAUUCGGAAACUGGUAGAGCGGAGAAAACAAGUGAAACAGCUAAUGAAACAGCAAGAUUUAAAUCCAGACCUUGUUCUUCAGUAUGACAUUCGACAGAAGGCUCUGAAGCUCACGGCAAACAGUAUGUACGGCUGCUUGGGAUUUUCUUACAGCAGAUUUUAUGCCAAGCCACUGGCUGCUUUGGUGACAUACAAAGGAAGGGAGAUUUUGAUGCAUACGAAAGAGAUGGUCCAGAAGAUGAAUCUUGAAGUUAUUUAUGGAGAUACAGAUUCAAUUAUGAUAAACACCAAUAGCACCAACCUGGAAGAAGUAUUUAAGUUGGGGAACAAGGUAAAAAGUGAAGUGAAUAAGUUGUACAAACUACUUGAAAUAGAUAUUGAUGGUGUCUUCAAGUCUCUGCUAUUGCUGAAGAAAAAGAAAUAUGCUGCUCUGGUUGUUGAGCCAACGUCAGAUGGGAAUUAUUUCAUCAAACAGGAGCUGAAAGGAUUAGAUACAGUUAGAAGAGAUUGGUGUGAUCUUGCUAAAGACACUGGAAACUUUGUCAUUGGUCAGAUUCUUUCUGAUCAAAACCGGGACACUAUAGUGGAAAACAUUCAGAAGAGGUUAAUAGAAAUUGGAGAAAAUGUGCUAAGUGGCCGUAUCCCAGUAAGCCAGUUUGAAAUUAACAAGGCAUUGACAAAGGAUCCCCAAGAUUACCCUGACAAAAAAAACCUACCUCAUGUACAUGUUGCCCUCUGGAUAAAUUCUCAAGGAGGCAGAAAAAUGAAACCUGGAGAUACUGUGUCGUAUAUCAUCUGUCAGGAUGGGUCAAACCUCACUGCAAAUCAGAGGGCCUAUGCCCCUGAGCAGCUGCAGAAACAGGACGGUUUAACCAUUGACACCCAGUAUUACCUGGCCCAGCAGGUCCACCCAGUCGUGGCUCGUAUUUGUGAACCAAUAGAUGGAAUUGAUGCUGUGCUCAUUGCAACAUGGUUAGGACUCGACCCCACCCAAUUUAGAGUGCAACAUUAUCAUAAAGAUGAGGAGAAUGCUGCUUUACUUGGUGGCCCAGCACAGCUCACUGAUGAAGAGAAAUACAGGGACUGUGAAAGAUUCAAAUGUCCAUGCCCCACCUGUGGGACCGAGAAUAUUUAUGAUGGCGUCUUUGAUGGUUCGGGAACCGAUAUGGAGCCCAGCUUGUAUCGUUGCAGUAACAUCGAUUGUAAGGCUUCACCUCUGACCUUUACAGUACAGCUGAGCAAUAAAUUGAUCAUGGACAUUAGACGUUGCAUUAAAAAAUACUAUGAUGGUUGGUUGAUAUGUGAAGAACAGACAUGUCAGAAUCGAACUCGGCACCUCCCCCUUCAGUUCUCCCGAAAUGGACCUCUUUGCCAAGCCUGCAUGAAAGCUACACUUAGACCAGAGUAUUCUGACAAGUCCCUGUAUACCCAGCUGUGCUUUUACCGGUACAUUUUUGAUGUGGACUGUGCACUGGAGAAACUUAUUACCGAUCAUGAGAAAGAGAAAUUGAAGAAGUUUUUAACCCCCAAAGUUCUUCAGGACUACGGAAAACUCAAGAACACAGCACAGCAGUUUUUAUCCCGAAGUGGCUACUCUGAAGUGAACCUCAGCAAACUCUUCGCUAGUUGUGCCAUGAAGUCUUAAGGGAAUCCCAGAAGCGAAUGAGGCGGGAGGUGGGGAGGUAGCUGAUGCAUCCUCGCUUCCUGGGCCCCUCCACUGUAGCCCUCACCACUUGUCUCACAUCUGCUGUUCCUCUGGGAUGGAGUCUCGUAUUGGUGUGGAUGUAGCUAGGGAGGGGGGAUGAUAGGAGGGAGGUUGCAAAGAUAUAUAACGUUCCAAGAAUUCAGGGAAAAUCAAAAUAGCCUUCGUAUUUACAAUAUACCACUUCGAAACACGACCCCAUAGCUUUUUCCCAAUCACAUGGAGAACUACCUUCUUCAUAUUGUGGACUGGAUUUCUAGGAGACAAGGUCAGUGAGGGAAGGGAAAUUGCUACUUUAAUUGAGAGUAGCUGGAAUGUCAGUGACCCCAGACUUGGUUCCAGGGUAUGUAGCAGAGAUGCUUCCAGAAAGAGGUGAGUGGAGGCUGGUAGGAGCAUGAACAUUUUGCCUUUUCACACGCCAAUUAAGCCCAGUAUAAACCCACAUGCCUCCCUCAGCCACUUGCUCUUGGCUAAGUGGAGGGGGGGACUUAGAGGCCUUGUACUUACCAAAUAGAUUAAACAGCUUACUUGUUUAUUGAAUUGCUCCAAAGUCCAACUCACACACACACUGAACGGGUGUUUUAUACUCACAUUCCUUUUUCUUUUUUUAAGUAGAAAGUUAAGGUACAGGUUUAUAUAAUAGGAAAACACAUUGAAAAUAAUUUGAUAUCCUAACAGUUCACUUAAAAUGUAGAGAGGUUGGGGUGAGGACCACUGUGUCUCUGGUGUAUUCAGAAAAAUGGGGGAGGGGAUAGUUAAUUGGCCCUGGUGCUGUUUUUCUUCUUUCUUCAGGGUGGCAUCCUCUUUGCUAGAAGCAAAAUGUAUUUCAAUAUAGUAUUCUCCUUUAUUGGUAAGGUUAUACUAACAAGAUCUAUUUCUUCUUGUACAACCAUGCUAUAUUUUUUUAAAUAUUUACCUGUGUGCUUUUACGAAAGAAAAGUAUGCUGUGCUUUACUGAAGAAUAAAGUUUUCUAAAGGGAAACCAGUUGCAGUGAAUCCUUCUCAGGUACAAAGAGUUGACUAGAGGCGGCAGCAAGGCGUAAUGUACUGCCCACACCUCAGCCCAGUUUCUCAUCGCUGCCUGGUUUACAACCCGCCUCAGAUGCUGGGUGCCACGUAUUUCCUAAUGCUCUGGGAAGCAGCGUGGAGAAUUUCUGCGGGCCUUGGGGCCUUUACGAGAUGAAGCAGGGUUUCUCCUGCUUUGCUGACUUGGACAGCAGUGUAAGCGUUUAGGCCAAGAGCCCCGGGGUGUCUCUUUUUGAGGAGCCAAGUGAUAGCUCCUGGGAAAAAGGCAGCCAGAGAGAAAGGUCAUCUAGCACUGACCUUCGUGUAGGAAUACUUGUUAAAGCAAUGGAGAUGAAGCUCCCUUUUAGCUGUCUUUGCCUUCUCUUCUCUCUCCUUUGCCCUCUCCCCUGUAGGUCUCUCUCCCUCCUCCUUUCUCUUCUUUCUCUUACACUCAGGUUCUAAGUAGAAAUAUUUUGGGUCUAGGGCCCUGCCUGUUAAUGAAUUAAUGCCUCAGUACUUCAGGUUCUGUGGCCUGUCAAAAGGUAGAGCACCCCGAGUUGCUUUGGGAGACUCAGAGGAUUGAUGUGGUGGUUGUAAAUCGCUGCUUUGUAAGGUUAUACAGAUAGUUGUCUGAUGUGCACUUCCAGAACCCAAGGCCCCACUUGGCUUUCUGAGAAAACACGUUUUCCUUGGUGUCUGGGCUUAUAUUCAAUAUAAAUGGAGAGUUAUCCUGAACUUGGAUAUCAGAAUAUUCCAGGAGACUCAAAAAACUUCUCACAGAACUGUUGCUCAUCUCUGUAUCUAAAUUGUAAUCACCUUGAGGGCAAGAACCAUUUCUAUAGAAAGAUAUUCAGACAUUUCUUAGUACAAUCCCCCCCAAAGGGCUAAUGCAGCCGUUGAUAUUUUCUUAUUCAAAUCUGCAACUCCAGGUUAGCCAAGAGGCUUUGUCUGGGAGGCACCUAAAGAUUCCAGAACUUUACAGAAAGUUGAAACUGCAGCCAUGAUUGAGAAUUCCAGUGGAUCUCUGCUGGAAGAUUGGAACAUCACAGACUUUUCUGAGAAAGGUUUCUACUCCUUGAUCUGUGUUACUUAAACAGCCAGCUGGGUAGACCAGGAGUGGAAAUGCUGCCCACUGCUUUGUAAGGGGGGAGGGCAGAGCCCACCCAUGUGUCUCAACAGGCUCCCAGGCCUGGCUCUUCAGCCCAGAUGCUAACAGUGAAUGAAUGAAGCACACCGGAGAGCGGUAGGUCCUGUCUAAAGGUGGCAGCAGCUCCUCAGUGAUGCCAGGAGGGACCGAACCCAGUGCAACCACAGAAGCCAGGAAUCCGGAUAGUCCAUAAAGCUUGAUUUCUAAACCUUGACAGAUGAUUUUUAAAAGUCUCCGCAGUGUGUGAGCCAGACUAAAACCUCUGGCCUAGACUUUCCCCGGGCCAGUAAAUGGCACCCUCAAAGAACCUGGCUCCUCUCUGAACCCCGCACCUCAGAAAGGGCACCUGUUCUGUUUAACUCAGGAAGUAGGAUUGACACAUCUUUAUCUUGGACACAAUUGGCUAACCCUCAGCUCUCCUCUCCUACUUCGUAUCAAGAGGGCUAGGGAAGGCCAGAAGUUGAAAAUCCUGCAAAGAGUAUGCUCCAUAAGAAUUU